Messenger RNA from Siniperca chuatsi (mandarin fish), 1679 nucleotides. Its product is annotated as deoxycytidine kinase 2-like. The transcript is spliced from 8 exons. The record is from RefSeq and is a predicted model, not a curated record. Gene Ontology annotation, biological process: nucleobase-containing compound metabolic process. Gene Ontology annotation, molecular function: ATP binding; deoxyguanosine kinase activity. Bases 477 to 1208 code for a protein of 243 amino acids. NCBI's taxonomy places the organism in Eukaryota, Metazoa, Chordata, Actinopteri, Centrarchiformes, Sinipercidae. Gene Ontology annotation, cellular component: mitochondrion; cytoplasm.
AUGUUUAACCUAAUGCUGGCAUGUAUUUUUUGUUUAGUCAGUAAAACGAUCUGAGGCCUGCACUACGCGGCGGGUUCGGCAGAGCCGGGAGGUCACGGCGUCCCAACGGUGGCGCUCAGCUUCCUUUGUUCAGAAUCAGAAAUACUUUAGCCACGCUUUCUUCACCUGGGUCUGUGGCGUUCCCAGAAAAGGGGAAUGACGCUUCUUUUGACUCUUCAUCCGCACAACAUAGACCAAUCGUGUGCCGCCUCCUUCAGUCGGGAGGAGCAGGUGUAUCCUGGAGAGCUACUAACGAACAUUACGUCACAGCGCUGACGCUCCCGGUGACGCCAUCCCAUAAUGGACACGUUCAGCUUUGGGCCAAAUCAAAGUGAAACAGCCAGGUGUGCGGAAGUUACCAUGGUGAUCUAGCAGGUUGAAAGAGACACCUUCUUAACACUGAAAACGCAACAUACCUGCUGGAAACUGUUGUUACUAUGACAACCGACAGCCACGCGCUGUCAGCUGCAGGAAAGUCCACCUUGGUGCGCCUCCUUCAGGGGGCGUCGGAGGACUGGCAGGUGAUUCCUGAACCCAUCGGGAAAUGGUGCAACGUCCAGAACGACGGCGACGACAUUUACCAGGACUUGAGCUCCUCUCAGAAGAGCGGAGGAAACCUGCUGCAGAUGUUGUACGAUAAACCAAGCCGCUGGUCGUACACGUUCCAGAGUUACGCGAGUCUGAGCAGAGUUCGUUCUCAGCUUCAGUCUCCGUCAGUCAAACUGCAGCAGGCUGAAGACCCCGUUCAGUUCUACGAGCGCUCCGUCUACUCAGACCGGUACGUGUUUGCGUCCAAUCUGUUUGAGUGUGGUAACCUGACAGAAACGGAGUGGAGUGUUUAUCAGGACUGGCACACCUGGUUACUGAACCAGUUUGAACCCGACAUCGCCCUCGACGCCAUCAUCUACCUGAGAGCUCAGCCACAGCGCUGUAUGCAGCGUUUGCUCCACCGCGGCAGGGAGGAGGAAGAGGGGCUUCCUCUGGAGUAUCUCGAACAGCUUCACUUCAAACAUGAAGCCUGGCUCUUCAACAGGAGCCUCAGGUUGGACUUUGAGUACCUGAAUGAUCUUCCUGUUCUCAUUCUGGACGCCGACGACGACUUCAAGAACGAUCGGAUCAAACAGGAAGCCAUCAUCGACAAGGUCAGAGAGUUUCUCACCACGCUGUAGAACUUCAUCCACCAACCACAGCCGUGAUGCGAGCAGCGGGUUCAUCUGAUUGGACGACACAGUUACACCUUGUAAAUGUUUCUCUGGUUGAAUUUUUGUUUUUUGGGGUUGAAACUAUUCUGGAUCAGUCAGUCUGGUGUUUUCAAUGCAGAACUCCACUGAAAAAACUCAUGUUUUUAGCUGCAGUUACUCUUUUUCCUCACUUCAUGUGUAUAUUUUUAUUCUUUUAUAUUUUUGCAGAUACAUUUUAAAAUGUUCUCUGCAGCAGCUCCAACAGUCAGUCAGUAAAGGUGUGUGUGUGUGUGUGUGUAUAAACACUAUGUAUUUACUUGAAUUAGUUUGAUAUUUAUUUAUGCUUUGUGCUUGUUUGUCCUGACAGUGAGGUGUCAUGAACACACCACGAUGCCUUCAGGGCCAAACACAGUUAGUUUUUCUCUGUAAAUCUGUUUGAAUAAAGAAACUCAGACUGUG